GGACCUGGAGAGAGGGACUUCGACGCGACCUCCAAACGCGGGUACCGUUCUCCGCUCGCCGUUCGCCGUCUUUCUUGCUCCUGUCCGAUUCCCAUUUCCUAUAUUCGUUCGUACCCGGUGUUGCUUUUUACCUUUUUCUCCUUUCUUUUUCUCUCCUCCUUUUAUUCUCCUCCUCACUCCUUCUCAUCGUCAUCCUAGAUCCGAGAGUCAGAAGUGAGUUACUACUCUUGCCUUUCGUUGUGCGGCCCCAUCAUGACCUGCAUGAAAUUUAUUCGACGUAGGCUGGAAUAAUUACAAGUAUACCUGGACUGAACCCAUCGGGGAUAGGCGUGAGCGGUUUUUACCAUGAGUUUUGUACGAAAACCUAGUGGCGCGAAUCAGAUUCAGUCGAUCGAACUUCGGUAGUGAGGAGGAAUAGAUGAGACCUUCGGGCGGUACCGGGAGGCCGAGAAACGAAACGAGUCCCGGAACGAAAGAAUUUCUGUCAUACCCACAAAAAUAUCGAUUUCCAGGGGUGAGAACUGCGAGUCAAGGGAUGGAAAGUGCUCCCGAGGGUUCGCAGGCGAGCUUUGCCGCAGUCGAUAAAAGAGGGUCUUCGGAACACGCAAUCGUUUAUCGAGUCGCAAUCUUUCCGCAGUCCAGCUAGAAUAUCUUACGAAACUAGUUCCGCGAUCUUUUGACUAUUUGGCGAUGGAAGACUACCGUUAUCUUGUCAACAACUAUCCCCUGUCCCUAGGCUUCUUGCUCUCCGCAUCGACUGGCAAAAAAAUUAUCAAGAAAUGAUCUUUUUUUCUUCCGUUUGAAUACCGAAUACUACGUCUUAAAAAUUUACGACGCGAUGACUCAUUUACUACGAUUCCUGAUCAUCUCCAAGGUCAAUAUCGCGAUCGUAUACCUACGAUCGCCCGAGAGCGGAACGUACGUACGUCGUAUUUACGUGCAGCUUCGAAAGCACAGAUGUCGACGCGAAUAGGUCCAGCAUUUGUGCCGUGCCGGUAGCGCAUGCGUUUCAAAUUCAAAAGGGGUUUUUAUCUCGGUGCCUCUGGAUUUUCUGUUGGACAACGUUGAGUCAAUCCGUCGUAUUCGCGACAUCCGCGAGAAGGAGUAUCGCGCGGUUACCAGCCGACGAACGACACCCUCGACGUGCGAAACGAACGCGAAUUUUGAAAAACUUGCAAUAAAUUCAGUGAAAUGUCGGUGUUCUCGUGUUGCGUUCGCCGGUCGAAUCAUUCCGGAAAUGAAGCUGCACGGGAGCAGGAAUCUCUCGCCCUUGAGGCCCCGGAUAUUUCCUGGGAAAAUACCCUCGGGGCACCGGGUGGUAUUCCUAUAGACGACGAAACGAAGGAACUCCUGAAAAAAUGUCUAGACUUACCCGCCCCCGCCCCCGUCACCGUUGACGAACUCAUCUUGAAAAGCGACGAAUUCCCCAUAGCCAUUCCCGUGAAUAGCGUACGACUACGCAAUCUCAAGGAACGCGGAAUCAGCACCGACAUACUGGAGGUGAACGCGAACUCCACGUACCCGCUGAUUCACGAGGCGAUGCUCCCACUCAUAGCCGAUUGGCUGAAGUACAAAAGAACCUACGGAAGCGUCGUGGAAAAAACGAUUUACCAGAACAUGGGACUCAUCGAAUUCAUACAGCGUCUUCUGGAGCACAGAGCGGUCGCGUUUGUCGGUCCCAGGGACAGGUUUCUUCUCAUCGACAAGACUACCGGGGCCGAAGGUUGGGAAACAGUCGGUACCGAGCAGGAGAAGGAGCCAUUGGUACUGGCCAAGUGCCUUUCCUACGACGAAAUCAAACUCUCAGCGAUGAUCACGAUGUCGUCGCACACGGAAUUCAUAAACGACGGAUCUCGCGACAACAAGGGCGUCGUUACCAGCGACCCCGAAUCCGUGCAGCCGCGAGGCGUCAUCAUAGGUGUAGUCGGCUCCAGAUUCCAGCGGGUGGGUGUCAUGGAGUAUCAGGACAUCGUCAUUUCGCCGCUCCAGAAUAACAUGGACAACGGGUAUGGUCCAGCGACCGAAGGAACUACCGAAGAGAGACGUGGUCUUCGGGUCGCCUGGGCUCGGUUUUACGGCGAAGAAUACCUUCCGCUUUACGAGGAAGCGGUGAAGAAGUUGAAGUCCAAGGAGAACAACAGGUACAUGGUGGUGCCUCUGAUUUCGAGGCAGUACAUCUUCGACGUGGAGAACUACAUGAAGAGGACCCUGCUUUCGGUAGAAAUGAUACUGUUGGAAGCGAACUCGAGAGCCGAAAAACAGAACACAACGGCGUUCUUGCACGUCGUCGGUUUCGGUCUCGGAGUCUGGAGAACGCUUCGGGACCAGGAGGUUUACUUUUUGAAGACAUUUGAGAUCGCCAUUGGAAAGAUGAAGAAGAAACUGAAGUACGUUUCGGAUAUAAUGUUCGCCUACUUCAGACAGCAGAAGUGCGGAGGAGCGGGAAACGGAGAUUACUUGGGUGACAUAAAGGUUCACUUCGCCCUGAGGGAACCGCACAGCAGAUUAUUCCGGGCUGCUGACGCCAACAAACUUCUUGUGGUCACCUACGCCUGGGACGGAAAUGCUCUACCAGGAAACGAAUUUUGGUUCGGAUCGUUGGCGACAAGCAGCGAUCCGGCAGCCGCCGCUAGUACGCAGGUAGCCGAACUCCACAACGUCAGAAUAAAUUCUCGCGCCGCUGCCACGAGUCUCCACGUCGCUUCCCCGGAACACGGUAUUCUUCACAUAGCUGAAUACGUCAGACUCCAUCUUGCUUAGGAUAGGGUUGGUGGUCCGUCAUCGGCCAUCGCUCACAACAAAGAAUCGAAAUCACCGUGUAACCAGAGGAGGGAUACCGCGGAUAUUGAGUACCUGAAGACGUGCGCGGCCCGGAGGUUUGAGGAAAGACGUCACACCGAUU
Molecule: messenger RNA, 2902 nt
Organism: Athalia rosae (coleseed sawfly)
Lineage: Eukaryota; Metazoa; Arthropoda; Insecta; Hymenoptera; Athaliidae
Exons: 9
Coding region: 1192-2760 (522 amino acids)
Source: RefSeq, a predicted model, not a curated record